This is a messenger RNA of Nylanderia fulva, 1247 nucleotides long. Its product is annotated as BLOC-1-related complex subunit 8 homolog. Lineage: Eukaryota; Metazoa; Arthropoda; Insecta; Hymenoptera; Formicidae. Gene Ontology annotation, cellular component: BORC complex. The record is from RefSeq and is a predicted model, not a curated record.
CGCCACUUCCGGUACGCGCUGUAAGAGUCAAGAUGGCGGAUAAUUAUCGAAGGUUGCGUUCCAUUUGACAAUUGCAACGCUCAUUGAAUUAUUUUAUUAAUUAUUUAUUAUUGAAUUGUUCAUCGAGAAUUAAUCAAGGACAGAUGAUGUGCUAUUUUAUUAAGACUGCGUUCCUACCGAAAAUUCAUAUCGCGAUAUAUGUUAUAGAUUUCCAAUACCGGCACUGAGUUUCGAAACGCGACGCAGCAAGUUGAACGUAGCUGUCAACGAUCAGCUGAUCGCCGCGACAGUGACAGUUGUUUGAUUCAUGCGAAAGAAAAGUGCGACUUUAUCAAUUUUAUCUAACGCUUACUCGAAUUUUGGAAAAACAAUUUUGAAGGAACAAUGUGUUGUCUUUCAAAAGAAAGAGAUAUAAAAUAUUUUAGAAGAAUGUGAGACGGCGGUGACUAGCAUUGAUGUGUUGAUACACGUAAAGAAAGACAAACAAUUGACUUAUUACAUUGUAAAAUGUCUAAUUAAUACUCUUAAAAUUGUGAAAUUGCGGUAGUGUUUAAUAUAACAAUUGAAAUAAUGGCGGCAAAAAUAUAUCAACCUGAUCAAGAGCUGGAAACAAAAGUAAAAAAGGCGACUGAACGCAUAUCAGAGAACAUGCACAUUGUUGCCAACGAGCCAUCACUAGCCUUUUACAGGCUACAGGAACAUGUGAGGAAAGCGCUGCCACCAAUGGUGGAGAAACGUGUGGAAGUGCUGGCGUUGCAACAGCAAUUACUAGGCAGAUGUUACGAUGUGGAAUAUGCUGUCAGUGCCAUCAAGACUAUGCAUGGUGCUGGAAAGAGCUUUGAAAAUACCCUGGAGUUUAUCAAGAAUGCGAUAUUCUUCAAACAGCAACUCAAGUACGAGGAGCAGAGACGGCACAAGAAGGAUGGCAACAGGGACUCUGUCUAUAAACGAUUAUCAGCGCAUAUCCCCACAUUGGAUCAUCUACCGGAUGAAAUAUCUGAUGUCGUUCGUGAGACAGCGAAUCGCGUGGAGUCCAUGAUGAAUCAUGCCAGACAUUCGGGUGAAGUGCAAAGAUCGGCUACCAUUCAUAAUUAAACAUGCUUUUGUAAAUAUUUUAUUGUAAAUGUUUGGUUUUCUGUGAUAAUCCGCUCAUCAAUAUGCGAACUUUAUACAUAAAUUACAUGUAAUAGAAUGUAUAUGCUUGCUACAGUAAUGUAUAAUAAAUGAAAUAUAAAUUUUCUAAUAUA